AUGGAAGAGCGCAUUCAGUUGCCCAAUGGUCACCUUUUGAACUUGAACCCACGACCACGUCACUUCAAGCCUACGGGAGACGCCUUUAGAAGCCAGGGAACACGAAGGUCCCAAACACCAGAACACGAUACCGAAGGGGACCAGGAAUCAGGAUCUCCGCAAGAAAGGGGCCUGGGAAGUCCGCCGCAAUACGCCAUGCAGAAAACUAAAGCUACGAAACUGCCGGUGCCUAGGUCGCAUACAGACAGAAGAAAUGGCAAUUGGAGGAAAGUAGAAAUCGAAGAUGAGGACGAGACCGAGGCGGGAGAUGCUCAGGCAUAUGCUUCACCACCGCCAUCCGAACCCAGAUCUGCGGGAAAAGACCGAGAGCAAUACUGGAAAAAAGUCCGAGAGAGGUUUGAGAAGGAGUCACCUUUGCCGUCCAAGACCCGAGACAGGCCAAAGGGCUACUAUCAGGGGGCUUACCGAAAGAUCAUGUCUCUCGCCAAUUCUCCCAGACAGGAAAUCGCCAAAUACAAGCUGAAAAAUGGCGAAGGACUCAACUCCAAGACUGGGAUACCCACUCCUACCUCCCAGAGUCCACAAAGCUCUGUAAACAGCUCUAGAGGUCAACCAGUUCGCCGUCGUGUGAACAGCAGGGGCGUGAAAAGACAGGGUGUCGAUGAAACCUGGCGCCAGAAGUCUGGUAGAACUGACAACAACACAGACUCGUCGGUUAAUUCCAAUUUUUCUUUAUCGCCUGUAUCGGGGCCUGGAAGUUCAAUGACAGAUUGGGAGGACAAGUUCGUCGUCCACAUGCCAUCGGCAAGGGAGCCCAACCCUCCGACCAUGACCAGUCAACAAAUAGCCCAGUUUCAAACCAGUAUUGAAAAGGUUCACCGAGCUGGGGAAGAUAUGCUUGACCCUGAAACUUUACCCAGCCCACGCAAAAUCGGGAAACAGCGAUGUAGCACUAUCUGGGAAGAAUCGGCUAGGAAAACAAAGAAAAAGCCUUGCAAUGUCAACUCAGACGGGUCUUUUUUAGGGUGCAAGGAAAUCAACGGGCCUACGGACAAGAACCCGGACGAGAUAUUGCUGUUUUGCACUGUGCCAGAGCGCCCAAAAGUAGUCAACGUCCCAGCCCCGGCCCCAAAGAAGCCAGCCCAGAAGUCCACAGCCCACCCAAAGGCUUCCGCAGCGGAGAAGCACAUCGUCCAAGAGGAAUGGAAAUCAGUUACUCAGAACUUGAAGCAUGUCCAAUCCCCGAAGCCGUUGCCAAAAACGAUGUGCCAAGAGACCCAGUGUCAACGACCAGAGAAGUCCAGAAUCCCAACCCAGCCUGCAUCAAAGGAAAAUACAAAGCCUGCGAGCAGUUCGAACACUUCUCCCAAGGGCCAAGUCGAGAAUCGGAAGGGGGGCGAUGCAUUCAUUACCACACCCACUACCACGAACACUAUGGUCGGCACAGAAGGUACAAAAAGAGACACCCAGAAAACCCCCGACCCCAAGCAACCAGUUUCUCAAUCGAGGCAUUCAACGACUUCCAUCCCGUUGGGAUUGCGACCAGCCGUUCAGCUGUCGCAGAAGAAAUCAGAUCCCCCUUCCACAACGUCCUCGCAGGCUGCUUCUCCCACAAAUAUCCAAUCCAGCAAAGGCAGAAUAAGCCCCAAGCUGACCGGCGGAGAAAGCACAAAAGGUAUUCGUGGGUUCAUCCGUACGUCCGGAACGGUAAAAUCCAUAACAGAAAACCUUAACCAACCAAAGCACAAUGAUCCUCGAAAGCCACUUUGUGUAAGCGUUACGUCGGAAGACCAUGAUGCUGUCCCAUCAAGAACGGUUUCGGAAACAUCACCCCCUGGAAAAGUCUCACCCCAGCCAGCCAUAUCUCUAUCUCCUCCACUGAGGGCCAGGGGCAAGGUAGGAAGAAAAGAGCAAUCUCAGGCUAUGGAAGUGGCCGAGCUUGAUGGGCAGCAAGUUAAAGACAGACAAAGAGGAGAUUUUCGUUUCAAUACGACCGGCGCUAGCGCUGAUUCACAGCAAACUGAAGGACAUGACGACAAGCACCAGCUGGAUCCAUUGACCCUUUCUCUCAUCUUCCACAUAUUAGUGCUGUCGAUUGCAUACAUGCAGAGGCUUCUCAUCAAGCUUUCGACAAAUCGAUAUCCCAAAAUUGCCUUUGAUAUUGUUCUCAAUAUGGCCGAACAUUGCUUUCAUGUUCUCAGUCGUGCCUGGAACGCUCUCACCAUCUAUAGGACCACAGGCUCCUGGCCUUGGCCAAGCCAUCAGGAUGUUGGGCGAGUCUUAGCAGAUCUCAGUCAGACUUUCGUUUACCUUGUCACUUUGGGAUUCAUCAUUAUGCUUGUUGGGCGGGCAGCAGGAUAUGUUGUCUUCGUUGGGAGCUGGAUCGUUUGGUUUGCAAGGCCGUUCGGUUGGGUGUUUGGGGCAGUAGGACGACUUCUCCAGGUCUAA
Molecule: messenger RNA, 2448 nt
Organism: Aspergillus wentii DTO 134E9
Lineage: Eukaryota; Fungi; Ascomycota; Eurotiomycetes; Eurotiales; Aspergillaceae
Product: putative NTP binding protein
Exons: 2
Coding region: 1-2448 (815 amino acids)
Source: RefSeq, a predicted model, not a curated record